GGGCCCGCCCACAACCGUUCUGGUCCCGCCCACCAGCAUUGACUCUGCCCAUGCCAAACAGUGCCCCACCCAUAAACGCCAUGGACAUGCCCACAAACGCCGUGCGGCGUCGUGGAAUCUUCCAGCUCGCCCCGCCCAUCCUAUUCUGAGGCCCCGAUCCUGCCCACGCCCGUCAUGGAUCCGGGCCUCUGCGGCGUGGCGGGCGGAAACGUUCUAGAAGAGGCAGCUGUGGCCUAGCAGCUGCGCUCCGCCCCCUGCGGCGCCGCUCCCCUGUUGCUGUUGCCGCCUGCCCCCGCCGUGGUGCGGAUUCCCCCUCGCGGGCGAGGCAGGCGGCCUCUGAGGACUUCUAAGCCGGCGCAGCGCCGCUCAUUGGCGGCGAGCCGCGCGCGGUGAGGGUGUCAGCGGGCGGCGCCGCGACGCAGAGAGGUUUCGUCAUGUGCCGUGUGGCACGGCCAUGUUGCACCUUCUGCAGCAGGGACUGGUACUGGCAGCCCGGGGCUGGUGCAGCGCUGCAGUUUGCAAGUCAUGUGCUCUCCGAAGAUUUUCCAUCCAGCUUGCCCAGCAGAAGAAGAUUCCAAAACGGUAUUUGGGCCAGCCCAGCCCCUUCACGCACCCACAUCUGCUCAAACCAGGAGAGGUAACCCCAGGAUUGUCACAGAGGGAAUAUGCUCUUCGCCGACACAAACUGAUGGUGUUGAUCCAGAAGGAAGCUCAAGGCUGGGAUGGUUUGGACCACACAGUGAUUCUGCUUUCCAACCCCACAUACUACAUGAGCAAUGACAUUCCCUAUGUUUUCCACCAGGACACUAAUUUCCUGUAUCUCUGUGGGUUUCAGGAGCCUGACAGCAUCCUGGUGCUGCAGAGCAUUCCUGGCAAAGCACUGCCGUCUCACAAAUCUAUACUUUUUGUGCCCCGGAGAGAUCCAAAUCGAGAGCUGUGGGAUGGGCCCAGAUCAGGCCCAGAUGGGGCAAUUGCUCUCACAGGAGUAGAUGAAGCUUACACCAUUGAGGAGUUCAGUCACUUGGUAGCCAAGCUAAAAGGUGAGUCAAACAUGGUUUGGUAUGACUUGAGAAAACCAGUGCAUGCAGAGCUGCACUCUGACUAUAUGCAGCCCCUGGCUGAGGUAAAAGCUCGGAGCAAAAACCGCAUCCAGGGCGUUCGACAUCUCGUGCAAAAUCUUCGUCUGAUCAAAUCCCCUGCGGAGAUUGAGAGGAUGAAGAUAGCUGGCCGGGUGACAGCAGAGGCUUUUACAGAGACAAUAUUUGCCAGUAAAUCUCCCGUGGAUGAAGCCUUUCUGCACGCGAAGUUCGAAUUUGAGUGUCGAGCUCGUGGUGCUGACAUCUUGGCAUACCCCCCUGUUGUUGCUGGUGGCAACAGAUCGAACACUUUGCACUAUGUGAAGAAUAAUCAGCUUAUCAAGGAUGGUGAACUGGUCUUGCUAGAUGGUGGAUGUGAAUUUUCCUGCUAUGUGAGUGACAUCACACGUACCUGGCCGGUCAAUGGAAGGUUCACCAAAUCCCAAGCAGAACUGUAUCAAGCUGUCCUGGAUAUCCAAAAGUCGUGCUUGAGCCUCUGCUCCCCUGGCAUGAGUCUGGAAAAUAUCUACAGCCUCAUGCUGAGCCUUAUUGGACAGAAACUGAAAGACUUGAGUGUCUUAGACAGCAGCAUCACUGACAGCCAUUUCUUCAAGGCUGUUCGAAAGUACUGCCCUCAUCAUGUGGGCCAUUACUUGGGCAUGGAUGUUCAUGAUACUCCAGAUAUAUCCCGAUCGCUUCCGUUCCAGCCAGGCAUGGUGAUAACCAUUGAACCAGGCAUUUAUAUCCCAGAGGAUGAUGCAAGUGCUCCGGAAAGGUUUCGUGGCAUUGGUGUGCGCAUUGAGGAUGAUGUUGUGAUAACAGAGGAUGCACCUCUUGUCUUGUCUGCUGACUGUCCCAAGGAUAUCUACCACAUUGAGCAGAUCUGUGGCCGCAGCUCAUGAUGCCUCUUCUCUACCUCUUUCAUACUCCUUGGCUGACACAACGCCGCAGGGAUGCAGAUCCCUUAGCUGGCUGUAGUUGUCAAGUGAUGAAAGGCAUGGACAGUUGAUGGCUGUUUCCAGGACUGGGACUGGGCAGUGGAACACAAAAGGCUUGGGUACUGAGGGAUGAAAAAACAAAGCAACCUUUUCUGUGCGCUAUUUUCUUCUGAUUUCUGCUGAUGUUGAACUGUUGUAUGAUGUGGGAGUGGAUUCAUCCCUCUGCUGUGUGGAUCCAUGUGUUCUGGGGCCCUUGGGGGAGGUUGAAUUUUGUCAGUGCCACCAGAUGCAUAGGUACAACAGCUUAGACCAAGACCCCCUUUUUUCCCCCUUAGCAGCAGUUUCACAGCAGUCAGGUUUUUAAAAUGAGGCUUUUAUAAGUGCUGGUUUGGGAUAAGGAAAUGUCAGCUUGAAUUUUAUAGAACCAUGUAAGAAGAGAAUCUGGUAAUCAGGAAGAUAGAUUUGGUGGAGAGGUGGUUGUAUCUGAAGCCAGUGGAGAAUUCUUUUAGUAUUUUAAGUAUAAAGAUGUGUUUAGGCCUUGUUCAGGCAUAUGCAAAAUAGGCCUGUGGCAGGGAAAACCACCUUGUCUUUGAGCUUAUUGGAGUGUUCGGUAAUUUCAAAAAGUACAAAUAGGGCUCAGAAGGUUAGACAUACCCAUUCUUGUUGUCUUUCACAUUCUCUUCCUUUUGUCCCAAAGGUCCAUUCCUUUUUCCUGCUCUGAGUUCCUCUCUACCCUAGGAAGCAGGGCCGUGUUGUUUAUGCUGGACUUCACUGGUGAGUUGUUGGUUGUCACCUAGAUGUGAGGUGUCCAGUUCUGGGACAGUCACAGCAGCUUUCUGACUUAUGCUUGCUGUGUGCUGGAAGUGUGUUUUUGAAGAGUCUGCCCUAUGGUGAGUGUCAUGUGUUUACAUAGAUUUUAUAUGGAAUUAAUUGGAAUUAAAAGUAAUUCUUCUUUUCUGAACUCUGGGGGCAUGAUAAGAGCUGACUUCUGGGUUUUUCCAAGUGCUCUAACAGCAUUUUUGAAGCAGCUGUAAUUGCUACUGCGGCUAGGCUGGAUAAGGUGUAAAGAGAAGUUUUCUACCCUGAGCAUCAGCCUACCACUCAGGCCAUUGUAUACCAUAGUAAAUACACCUAGUAGAGGCGAACACAGCAUCUGUGUGUUUACUAAAAAUAUUUAGACAGCUAUUUAACAUGUCUGAAAAAUGCCUCUCAUCAGAGCAUAUUCUGUUAUUUAUACUUGCUCUUGCAUCACCUUACUUCCUUUCUUAUGGUAGCUUUCAGUGCUCUUCAUCUGUUACUCUAAAUUUUCUUUCUCUUCUCUUCCUAGAUUGUCUGGUUUUGGCCCACUAUGUCACUGCUUCCUAAUCAAUUUUACUUUCUUAUCAAUGUCACUCCUUCCUCCCUGGUUUGGCCUAAUUCCACAUGGUGAAUGUAGCCAGAAGCAUGUGGGGAAGGUGAUCAGGGUUCUGGAGUUUGACCUCUGUCUCUCUUGUUGUGUAAUCUCUAGCAAAAUCUGCACUUUCUUCACUUCCCCCCCAGGCCCCCUUUUUGUUUUUUUAUGUGUUUCACUUAGUGAAGGCCAAAUGGGCAGUGUCUUGUAUCUCUCAUUGCAUUUAAUGUGAGCUGGCUGUAUGCACUGGGAUUUGAAUUUUGGCACCUGAAAAGCAGCCAAGGCAUGCUACAAUUUUACAUUCUAAACAUGACAAAAAUAAAUGCUUUUACAAGGUUUAGUGUAUCAAGUUUUAAAGCUGUUCUGAUCUGUAAUACAUUUGUUCCAAUUACACCUGUUAAAACCAUAUCAACUGGGCCAAAUCUUGGGGAUUUUGGAACUAUGUAACAGCUUAAAAUAAUAUUAAUCUGAGAGAUACAUGUGUGGGCUGAUCUGCAUAUCUUCCCAUGCAUCUAACAGAGUUAAUAAUGGUACUUACUGUAAAUAAGCCUUUAAAAUGCAUCUAUACAAAUUACUUUUAAAAUAAAACAAUUUGUAGGAAGUAAUUUCUCAGGCCAUCAAGUUGCAUGCUAUUGAAUAGAUAUAUGCGCCUCCAAAAAGAACGUUAUUUUUCAGUGAGAUUUAUAAAUUGUGUGUGACCUGUCUUGGACUUGAACUAACAUUGUCAAAUGUAGACACACACUAAUUCCUACUCCUCCUAGGAAAAUCCUGCAACUUGUAAACCCCAAUAGAUCUUAGGAAUGCUGCAGAUGAAUGUUUCUGUUAGUAAAGACAUGUUUGUGCCUCUGCUGAGUGGAAAGUAAUGGAUCUGCUAGGGCUGCUGACUGUCUCUGAUUUAGGCCAUGCAUAUUCUAUAGUUCUUCCAAUGUGUUCAGCCAUUUUUUCAGCAUAAACUGCUACUGGUUUGAAUCUCUUGUUCCAUGUAAAGGGUGCAUUUCACAGAAAGUAAUAAAUCUGCAUCCUAUGAACCUUAAUUUUUGAAGGCUUUUUCUCACUUGUUGUAGAGAUGAAUAAUCUGUGACCUACAUACAUGCUGCAGUGUCCCUUGCAAACAACCAAAUCCUUGAACAUUUCACACGACCUUUCUCAAGAAACCCUUAAGAGCUUGGUUCUCUGGCUGCUGGGAAGCACAUACCUGUGAUGUAUCUCCCCUGUCGCUGAUCCUGCCAGACUCUCUGCUUCUGCCACAAAAGAGAUUCCUCACUCCAGCCACUUGAGUGCAGGAGCAGCUCUCGGUGGUACAAGUCGACAGCUGCAUGAUGAGGGUGUUGGUGGGAUCAUGGGGGAAUGAAAGAGGAAUUGAUGUAUACACAAGUUCACAUGAGGGAGGUUUUAUUUCAUGUGGCACAGGUCUUAAGGACAUCAGAGUAUGAGAGAAAACUAGAGCCAGCCAUCCCUAUGGAGAAGCUGCUUUGCUUCCAGAGGAACCCUGAGAGGCUCUUGGCUUUCUCACUUCACCUUCUAGCAGGGGGCAGCUUUGCCUUGCAGAGAACUAGUAAAGUCCUGUUGUUCAAUAGAGUCUGAGCAGAGGUACCAAUUUGCAGAUUUGUUUCUGUCAUCAAAUUGGAACAAAAUUUGACAUUUAAACACAAUUUGGCAUUCUAGCUCUGUGUGGAAAAAUACAGUAUGGCUUUCCUAAAAUUGCAUUCAUUAUUUUGCAAAGGAACACAGUGUAGGAAGUAGCAAAUUGAGGUAGCACAGUAAAGAGAAUAGAGAUGGAGAGUUUUGGCAGUGUACAAUGCAAUAAGAGAAGAAUCAGGAGAAGGUUGUGAUUUGGAGCUGCAGGGAUGUGUGCCAGGGAAUGGGAGAGCAAGGAGAGAACAAUGGGGCAUAAACUGGCUAUUCAGUGUGUUGUCAGAAUGGUGUGAUACCUCCAGGAAACUAGUUAUGCUGUUUCAUAACACUGAUUGAUUUGUCCUACUCAGUAGAGAGGAACAAAAAAGUCGGAUUGGAUUGAUGAACUUGGUCUUAAGAGUUAGUUUAAUUGUUUCUUUUAAAAAUCAAUGGAAUUGUCAUAUGAGAAAGUUUUAUGCAGUUUCAGGUUAUUGAUUAUGUGUCAUAUUUCAAAUAAUGUGAAGGGGAAAAAGUAUGUUUCUAGGCAAAAUCUUCAUUAUGAUGGAGGGAGCAAGGCUGAGGUUACAUGCUCUUAUGCUAUCCAAAUUACUGCUGUGGAAAUUGAGUAAUUACUCCCAGAAGAAUUACCAUAAGGUCAAAAGAGUUAUAGUUAAACUUAGAAAAAAUCUGUAUGAGGUAAAUGAUAAAAAUGUUUUAGUUGUGAUUUUAAUACUUUAUGUAAUUGGAUAAUAAAACUCUGCACUGAUAUAAAUUGAUGGUUUUAAAUUUUUUUUAAACUGAGUUGUCCAGAAGCCUAUACAGGCAUCUCUUCAGAAGUAUGCAGAUCUAAAGCGCAUUUAAGUUUAUAAUUCUGACAUCAUUACAGCACAUCUGUUAAAUAUUCACCCUACAUGUGUGCACAGCCUCCACUUGAUUAAAAAUCAUCCUUUGGACACUGUCAUAGUGCUGGCUCUAGGAUUAGGUCUAUAAAAUUCACUAUAUUUAAGAGAUAUAACAAUAAAUUAUAUUUUAAAGCAGUAUUUAUAAUUGAAAUUGACAGUGAAGCACCAAUGACACUCAAUUUCAGCUCCUUUCUCCUUCUCAGUUUAUCUUGCUGCCUUAAUGGCCUAGUAGCUCUGAGCCUUUUUCCUUAGCAGUAAGUGGAGCAAUGAGCCCCUGUCUUCCUGGGACAGCUUAUGCCUCAGCCUACCUGGUUAUUUCUCUGAAGCACCACCCAGUAUUUGGCUAACCAAAACCAGGCUUUUCAGAAAAUGGGCAGAAAGGAACAAGGAAGAAUUUCCAACUUCUCAAUGUGUGUUUACUUUCCCUUGCUGACUCAUACUAUGUAUGCCUUUAUAACAACUGUGACACAGUUAUCCAUUAACAAUGGCAAAGGGAAAAAAAAAUCCUGUCUGGGUAAGGCUGACAAUGAGAUUUUUGAACAAAAAAACGUUAACAAGCAAGCUAGUUCUAGACCCAGAAGUGAAAAUGUCUACUGUAGGCUUCUAUAUUUUCCUUCCACAGGGAGGCUGGGGAAACAGUGCUGCAGGAGCAAUAUGCAGUCUUGGUUUGGGAGCUUUUUGCAGAUGCUGGCCUCAGACAUGCUGUGGUGGGGCAGAACUGACAGUGGUUAAAGAACUGUAUUGGGUUUUUUCCUCUCAAGACCAUAAAGAACCUGUGGCUUUUUAAAGGAAUCUCAGUUUUUCAUAACUCAGGCAGAAAUACCAUGGCAGCACAGGCUGAGAACUCUCAGCCUGUGGUUCAACUAGGAGUUGUUGGCAUUCCAGUGAAAACUUCCAGGAAUGCAGCUCUUAUCAGGGAAAUUAGCUCACUGCUUUUUUUUUUUUUUUUUUUUUUUUUUUUUUUUUUUUUUUUUGAGUAAAUCAGGCCACUAUGAACAAUAUUUUGUGAAGGGGAGAGAGUGUCAGCUUCUUUUUAUUCCCAGCAGAGCAAGACUUCUGCCUCUGUGUGCCUUUGGUAUAGUAAUGCAAAAUGAGAUUUUGCAAUAUCACAUUGCCACUGAUCCAAGUUAAGAUUACAUGAUCUGACUCUUGUACCACAAAAUAGUUAGCAGAUGUCAGGUAAUCUUUUAUCACGUAAAUAUUUUACUUGGGUAGUGCUUUAAGUUUGGGGAUAAUAUAGUGUUCUUUCAGUCUAAUGUGCACAGAGUGUGUAACAUACAACAUCUGUUUUGCCUACGGGAGCUACAACCAGUGUCUGUGUAAUUAACAGUAUUACAUCUCUGUCAUAAGCACCCAGCAAAUUAUUAGAGUCAUUCAGAGAAAGCACAGCUGCUAAUGUCACAGCAGGGAGUUGGGUUUGAGCUAUCUCUACAGGCUUUGUUCCAGGCUACAAAACCUGAUGUUCCUGGUACUGCCUAUGAAUCCUCUACCUUACCACCUCUUGGCAGAAUGACCAUUACGAUUGGGUGGCCUCUCAGAAUUUUGUGGUGGCAUUUCUAUGCUGUUGACCUAAUGUAUCAUUAGUAUCUGCUUAACAAUUUUAACACUGCUUCUUGGAUAGACCAGGUUUGAUAUGGCAUCAGAAGAGUUCUGCUGUGGAGCCAGAUCUGGCUGGCUCCUUGCAAGCUGUUUCCUUGGUCCAUCAGCCCAGUUGCUUGCAUCUCCCUCUCCUCAGCAGGACGGAGAGGCAUGGCCCUAUUGACAGCUCAGGAAUGUCCUCACAUCCCCAUGCAGCUGCUCUGUCACAGAGGCCUUAAUCUCCAAAUGUCCUUCUAACUCUUCGCCCUCUGGACAUGCAGAGGUACCAGUCUGGAGCCAAAAGCUGUAUCCUCUGGUGUGCUUGUUGCACUGACCAAUUGUCAGACUCCAUAUAGUGACACUAAUGCUCCUGUGAUGCAUUGCAGUAUCUGGUAUGUAUAUUGCUUUCUAAUUUAUGCUUUAUACUCUUCUUUUUUCCAGAAGAUGAGCUGUUUAUCAGCUACAUGUGUGUCACUGUGGUGACUGUAACCAGGCAAAACCAUGCACUUCGUACUGAGAUGGUUCUACAUUUGUGGACUUGGAGAUUGUUUUAAACGUUAGUCAAUUCCAAAUUAAUAAAUACUUUUAUUAAUUAUCAAGAAUUAACAAAACGAAAUUUAGGAUAAGCCAGCAAUCAGAAGUUCAGUGUCGAGUCCUGGGAUCGGCACUGGGUGAGCUUUAGCUACGGCCUCUAGCGCACUGUAACUCCCCCGUUCACAAAUCCAGUCUUUUUGGGGUUUCCUUAUAUACAGUUUAUUUAGCCAGGGCCAGAGUAUUUCUUCACAUUUCUUAGUCCUCCGUCUUUUUCUUCAUAUUCGUAGGAGUUUCUUUCUGCUGUCUGGUCUGUUGAAUGGGUCUUCCAAGGGAAAAUGAACAUUAAUUCAGUUUCUCAGAAUCAUGAAUGGAGAGGUGGAAUCGUGAAUGGAGAGAGGCAUUCCACAGAAAGUGAGGUGAGAUCCAUAUCGUUCCUGAUAGCUGGAUCGUUCACAGUUCUACCGCCCAAGAGGACCCAUCUGUCUCCGGAUUCACCUUCUUUUCUGUUGUUAAUUUUGUAUUUCCAGGUUUCCUGACAGGGGUAUUGUUCAUCCCAAAUUCCUGGCAGAGACAGUUGUUCAUCCUAAAACUCCGUCUGUCCCAAGCCCAAACGGCUUUCUCAUUUUAUUUUACAGAACAUUUCUUAAAUUACAUUUUGUAUAUACAAUAAACACAAAUUAUUUCGUGUCGUUUAUCACAGAGUGAUAACUGUUAAUCUGAAUAUCCCAGAAGAACUGCAUGAGGUGGCAAGAGGCUAUGGGAUAGUCCAAGUGCAGGAGACUGCACCAUCUGAGUAUCAGGUCAAAGUCUGAAUCUCUUUCAUUGCUCAGAUAACAGUUUUCAAAGUGGCUUUUAUUCUUUUAAGAAGCAUACAAAAAAAAAAAAAAAAAAAAAAAAAAAAAAAAAAAAAAGAUAA
Messenger RNA from Prinia subflava (tawny-flanked prinia), 8948 nucleotides. It is a transcript of the gene XPNPEP3, whose product is annotated as X-prolyl aminopeptidase 3. The transcript has 10 exons. Gene Ontology annotation, cellular component: mitochondrion. Gene Ontology annotation, molecular function: metalloaminopeptidase activity; manganese ion binding. Gene Ontology annotation, biological process: proteolysis. NCBI's taxonomy places the organism in Eukaryota, Metazoa, Chordata, Aves, Passeriformes, Cisticolidae. Bases 455 to 1978 code for a protein of 507 amino acids. The record is from RefSeq and is a predicted model, not a curated record.